AUCUGCAUCUUUGUUUAAAUUAUUUUAACCCAUGGAUUUCUUAAACGUUUCUUAUUUUUCAACACGAGACGCAAAUUUGACAUCAGCCGCAGAUGACGCCCCUCGCUGCGGAGCGAGCCUCCCUGUCAUCUUCGGCAUCAUCUGUUUCCUGGGGAUCAUCGGGAACUGCAUCGUCAUCUACACCAUCCUGAAAAAGACCAAGUGCCGCGCCAAGCAAACGGUUCCAGACAUAUUCAUCUUAAACCUGUCAAUCGUCGACCUCCUGUUUCUCCUCGGGAUGCCCUUCCUCAUCCACCAGUUGCUUGGCAACGGGACGUGGCACUUCGGUGCGGCCAUGUGCACGGUCAUCACCGCCCUGGACUCCAACAGCCAGAUCGUCAGCACUUACAUCCUCACCGCCAUGACCCUUGACCGUUACCUGGCGACAGUUCACCCCAUGCGCUUCAACCACAUCCGCACACCCUGCGUCGCCAUGCUGGUCAUCGGACUGGUGUGGGGGCUGUCUCUGCUCACGAUCAUCCCGGUGUGGAUGUAUGCUGGUCUGAUGCCUCUGCCUGAUGGACUCGUCGCCUGUGCUCUCCUUCUCCCAGAUUUGGUCAAUGACAUAUACUGGUUUACACUUUACCAGUUCUUCUUAGCCUUUGCUAUCCCUUUAGUCAUCAUCUGCCUGGUGUUCUUCAAGAUCCUGCAGCACAUGUCUGCCAGCGUGGCGCCGCUUCCUCCGCGCAGUUUAAGGGUGCGCACCAGAAAGGUGACCAGGAUGGCUGUGGCCAUCUGCCUUGCUUUCUUCACCUGCUGGGCUCCAUACUACAUCCUCCAGCUCAUCCACCUUAGGGUGCAGAGCCCCAGCCUGGCGUUCUCCUACACGUAUAACUUCACCAUUAGCAUGGGCUACGCCAACAGCUGCAUCAACCCGUUCCUCUACAUCGUCCUCAGCGAGACCUUUAAGAGACAUUUCCUGCGUGCUGUGCGGCCAAUCAACAGGAAGUUCAGAGUAAACCCCAGCACCACGGACAGUGUGAGCAUGAGGAUCGUACCUGAAGGGGCUCAGCAGGAGCAGGCCUCCAGAGAGAUGUUACCCUCCAAUGCCCCCCCACAGUGAAUGUAUAAAUAUUACUGAUUCAUUUAUUUAAUUAUUUAUUUUUUCUUUUGAAACAGAUGCUUGCAUUUCCCUCAACAUGUGUGCAAGGUCUAAUUUUACCCAAUUUCUACUUCAUAAGGCUCCUGUCACAUCUUACCGAUUUAUCCAGCGUCUGCCUGACAUCCCAGAAUCUCCUAAAACGCUGGCAUACGCUGAAUUUUCUAUGUAUUUGAUCAAUUUUUGGCAUAUACACAGAGUAUUCAUAAUGAGUCCAGAACUUAUGUGGAAUGACAGCAUUAUGCAUAAUGUACGGCAGCGCAAUGCCCAUGAAAUGAUGCACAAACCAGUGUUCUGAGGGGGGCAGU
Molecule: messenger RNA, 1446 nt
Organism: Cyprinodon variegatus (sheepshead minnow)
Lineage: Eukaryota; Metazoa; Chordata; Actinopteri; Cyprinodontiformes; Cyprinodontidae
Product: melanin-concentrating hormone receptor 1-like
Exons: 2
Coding region: 32-1102 (356 amino acids)
Biological process (GO): neuropeptide signaling pathway
Cellular component (GO): membrane; neuron projection
Molecular function (GO): neuropeptide binding; melanin-concentrating hormone receptor activity
Source: RefSeq, a predicted model, not a curated record